Molecule: messenger RNA, 1137 nt
Organism: Rhododendron vialii
Lineage: Eukaryota; Viridiplantae; Streptophyta; Magnoliopsida; Ericales; Ericaceae
Product: gamma-glutamyl peptidase 5-like
Exons: 4
Coding region: 89-853 (254 amino acids)
Cellular component (GO): cytosol
Source: RefSeq, a predicted model, not a curated record
CAAACCAUCCAUUCCUCUCUCUCUCUCUCUCUCUCUCUGUACUCAAUCGUCACUUGCUUUCACUCACUCUCUCUUGCUUGCUUUUGAAAUGGGGAUUGAAGGAGAGAAAAGAUAUGCUCUUUUACUAGCUUGCAAUGACUCAGAGUAUGUGAAGGAGGUGUAUGGAGGGUACUUCAAUGUGUUUGUGGCAGCAUUCGGAGAAGAGGGAGAGAGAUGGGACUUGUUUAGAGUUGUUGAAGGAGAUUUCCCAGACAUGGAUGAGCUCCAAAAAUAUGAUGGGUUUAUUGUUAGUGGCAGCCCAUAUGAUGCUUAUGCCAAUGACUUCUGGAUUCUCAAGCUUUGCUUCCUCUUGCAAACCCUAGAUGUUAUGAGGAAGAAAGUACUUGGCAUUUGCUUUGGUCACCAGGUUUUGUGUAGAGCAUUUGGAGGAAAAGUGGGGAAAGCUUAUAGUGGUUGGGACAUUGGGCUAAGGAAGGUGAGGAUUGUGAAAGACUUCUCCCCAUGUGGCUUCCUUGAUGGCUUGGAUCAAGAAAUCCCACCAGCCCUUUCCAUAAUUGAGUGUCACCAAGAUGAGGUAUGGGAAGUCCCUGAGGGAGCCGAAGUGAUCGCAUUUUCGGACAAAACUGGUGUGGAGAUGUUCAAGAUCGGGGAUCACAUUCUUGGCAUUCAAGGCCAUCCCGAGUACACCAAAGACAUUCUUAACAAUCUCAUUGACCGCCUUCUUACUAAUGGCUGUAUCGAGAAAGGUUUUGCUGAAGACGUGAAAUCCCAAUUGGAGAUGGCUGAACCAGAUAGAAAGUGUUGGGAAAAGAUCUGCAAAAAUUUUCUCAAGGGGAGAUCGAACCAGCUAUAGUCUCUUUUUCUUCUUCAAUGGGGGUUUCUUUUUUGCCCUGAUUUUGUGUUACUAUACUGUAUUUAGACUAACCCAUGAACGUGGCAGCAAUGUGCAUGCACACUAUGAACCCAUAAUAGCUUGGAUGUGUUCGAUCGGCUACGUUUGGAUGACCCCAAUCCAAGUGAGAAAUAAGAAUCUCACGAGGAAGUACCAUGUUUCAAUCGUCUAAUUCCGAGGCGAUCCACUUAAGUGUACGUUGGGAUCACGGUUAAUUUCUAAAUCUUAUCAAGAAGUAAUUUAUG